Messenger RNA from Patiria miniata (bat star), 1634 nucleotides. RefSeq lists its product as uncharacterized. The coding region runs from base 20 to 1486 and encodes 488 amino acids. Gene Ontology annotation, molecular function: ubiquitin protein ligase activity. NCBI's taxonomy places the organism in Eukaryota, Metazoa, Echinodermata, Asteroidea, Valvatida, Asterinidae. The transcript has 14 exons. The record is from RefSeq and is a predicted model, not a curated record.
GUCAUAACUGAAAGCCAAUAUGCAGUUCAAGAAAAGGGGAAAAACUGUACUCCGAGCUAGCUCCGAUGACUGCAAGAACCACUCACGUUUACGUUUCCGGGUGAGGUCUGACUUCUGUCGCUAUCAUCGCGAUGGAGUUUCGCCAUGCACAAGUCCGAGCCAGACUACUGAGCCGAACCCGGAAGUGUUAUUACUAAAGUUCAGCUUAGAAAUUAAUUACCUACGAUGUUUGCGACCUUCGCGUACGUGUUGUAAUAGACUAGCGUGUCCGAAUGACAGUAUGGAUGACGGAGAGGAAUUACCACUUUCAAUCCCUGUCAAGGCAGUGUCAGAGCACUUCACAUGCCCCAUAUGCAUGGAGAGACUGUCCCAGACAUACAUCACGCCCUGCGGCCAUCGCUAUUGUGGUAAAUGCAUCAAAGAGUGCGUCAAUAGGAGAUCCAGAUGUCCAUGUUGCAACACGAAAGUGACAGGAGACAAGCUGUUCCCUGAUUGGGCGUUUGAUAACCUCAUUAGCAUGGUUUCCACGGAGAAAAACAAAGCAGAGGAUAUGUACUUUGUGAAGUUAAUUCAAGAAGCAGGUCAUCAAGAAAAAGAAGAGACAAAUUCCAAGGAGGAGUCUCCAAUUGUGGGUACAUUACAAAAGCAUCUCAAGAUUGGCCUGGCCAGCCAUGAGCAGUACUAUCAGGACUUCAAGCGGGAGUUUACUCAGCGAAUUCAGCAGGUCGAUGUCCAGAUGGAAGCAGUCCAAGGAGGUGGUGAUGAUGUGUCGAUGGCACAGCGGCUUCAAGAACUUGAGGUCAAGAAGCAAUCGCUGCAUACUGAACUCAGAACAUGCACUCAGUUACUAGUAGACGCAUAUGACAAGUAUUUAACGGAUCACCUGCCUACUCCUUCGUUACUACCGGUCACAGUCUCGGUGCGACUCCAAGGGAAAAACGUCACUCUGCCAGAUAUUAAACUAAAGCCACACAGUAGUUUAUCCGAUAUUAAGGAGGUUGUUACCAGGGCAAUGGAGACGAGGGGAGAUCCUAUUGCUAGUUUCCCAGAUGACAAAGUGAAAUUUGUUCUACUUGGACCUAUUGAGAAGGGUCGAGAAAUAUUGGCUGAAUUUCUAGAGGAGCUGUCAUUGACUCCAGAUGAUACUGAGAGGUCAGAGGUUAUCAGGCUCCUACCCGGAGGGUGUCAUCCAGUACUGGAGUUUGGUGUCAAACCUGGGAGCGAGGUUGUAAUAGCUGGUCCAAUCAAACUAGAAAGUGAGAUGCCCAAGCAGUGCUUUGCACAGACAUUUGUCAAGGAUAAAGGCCAAUCAAUGGACUACUUCACCUGCACCGACUGCUCUUUCAAAUGGGUGUGUCGAUCUUGCCGAGAUUUUUGCCACAAGGAUCACCAAACGGUGCCAUAUGUAAUGGGACAUCAACCUACAUGGGCAUGUUGCUACUGUCCAAGAAAGAAAAAGUGCCAACUUGGUGAAACAAGAACUUAAAGUGGACUUGUACAAGGACCGAGUAUGGGAGCUCACCCUACACUCCUGAAAGCCUGUCAGUAAUAAGGAUGGAAAGUUUGCGGUAACACCCCCAUGCCGGUGAAUGAUAUCUCUUAUUGAGUUGUGUGGUUCUGAGAAGAACCAGGUG